Cydia splendana is the source of this 2395-nucleotide messenger RNA. Its product is annotated as pancreatic lipase-related protein 2. The coding region runs from base 93 to 1661 and encodes 522 amino acids. The record is from RefSeq and is a predicted model, not a curated record. The transcript is spliced from 11 exons. Lineage: Eukaryota; Metazoa; Arthropoda; Insecta; Lepidoptera; Tortricidae. Gene Ontology annotation, molecular function: triacylglycerol lipase activity. Gene Ontology annotation, biological process: lipid catabolic process.
UCGCGGUCGCAUCUCAUUCAACGAUACUCGCUCGAAACAAUUAGUUCAAACCAAUCGCGUCCCGAUAACGCACGUGCUGUGAAGUGAUCAAAAUGUUCAAUAAAAGUAUGUCUCUUAUGGUGCAGACCAUAUUGGUCUUGAUGGAGAAGCAGAAUUCUACUGGAGUUCAGAUUAGUGUUAAUGAUGAUAUGGAUUUGGAGCGGUGCUACGAGUCGUUCGGGUGCUUUUCGAAGGCGUAUCCUUGGACGGAACAUCGGCCUGACAACUACUUCCCCGAGUCUCCUCAAUCCAUGCGAAUAAGAUAUCCAGUGUUUACGAGACGGAACAGGAAGAUACCAGUGUUACUAGAAGCUGACAACGUAGAAAAAGUACGCAACGCGAAUCUGGACCCAAGAGGACCUUUCUAUCUGAUCUCACACGGGUUUUUGGAAGGCGGAGAUAAGAAAUGGAUCCAAAACAUGGCGGACGCCUUACUGAACCUAGAAGGCAACGAUGCGGCGACAGUACUCGUGGUAGACUGGCGCGGAGGCUCCCAGCCGCCUUACGGACAAGCUGUUGCCAACAUCAGGCUUAUCGGCGCCAUGACAGCUCACCUCGUCAAAGACAUUAAGGAAGUGUUAGGGCUGGAGAAUUUGGACAACUUCCACUUCAUCGGACAUUCUCUAGGCGCGCAUUUGGGCGGUUACUGCGGGCACGCAUUACAAAAGAAAUUCAACUUGAAAUUAGGAAGAAUAACAGGCCUGGAUCCCGCUGCGCCGUACUUCAGUCAGACCGUGACGCUGGUGCGACUAGACCGGUCGGACGCGAAGUACGUGGACAUCAUACACAGUAACGCCAUGCCCUUGUAUUAUGCAGGUCUGGGUAUGUCCGAGGCCAUAGGCCACGUGGACUUCUACCCGAACGGCGGCGUCAUCCAGCCCGGCUGCAAGAAGGUGGACAACCACGUCACCACGCUCAACGAUGACAUGUACAAGUGGAUGGUGAAGUCUGUGGGCUGUAACCACGAGCGGAGCUAUGAGUUCUUCACUGAGAGCAUCUCGCCGUCUUGUCCGUUUAUGUUCAUACAGUGCGAGUCUUAUGAGGCAUUCCUGGCAGGCAACUGCACUUCAUGCAGUCAAACCCAACUCUGUAUCCCCAUGGGAUACCACUCAUACAAGGCGUACAAGGAACUGCUGGAUCGAGGGCUUGUUGACACCAUCUCGAACGUCGCGCUGUACGGGAAAACUGGAAGCAAGAAACCAUAUUGCAGAGUGCAUUACGAAGUGGUGCUGAAGGUGUCCAACUCGACGGCCAGCAGAACGCACGGGCCCGAUGUGGGAAGAGUGCAGAUAACUCUCAUAGACAGAAACAACAACAAGAGCAAUUACAAGUUCUUGGAUGAGGAACAGAAAUACUACAAACCCGGCGAUAUAGACAAGCAGAUGGUGGCGGUGAGGGACACAGGUCUGCCGCCGCUGUCGGUCAUGGUGGAGUGGAAGUACGAGACCAACCUGUUCAACCCCAUCACGUGGCGGCUGCUCAAAUCACCCAGCGUCUACGUCGAGUACCUUAAGCUGUCUUCCAUUGAAUACAAUACUGAUAUCACCGUGUGUCCAAAAAUGAAUAAGCCAGUGGUUGCAAACCUACCUUCGGUGAUGAAGACUAAAUAUUGUAGAUUUUAAGCUGUCACACAGCUUUGAACAUUACAUUUUAAAGAUCUCACUCACAAGGUGCAGUUCUAUUAAAAUUCUCAUACUUCUUUAGUUGUUAAAGCUUGGCUAGAGGGACAUGUCACAAGCUUUUUAUUUAUUCCUUAUAUGGCAACAAUUUUGCUUAGCAAAUAAGGUCGAAUACAAGCAAUCUUUUAAUGGUAGAGUCGGACCAAAAAAAGUCUGCAGCGGAUUUGAUAGCCCACGCAGUGCAAGUGUCAUUUAUACGUCUUCAUUCCAUAGAAGUUUGACGUUUCAAAUAACACUUUCACUGCGUGGGCUAUCAAAUCUGCUGCAGACUAUUCUUGGUUUGACUCUAAUUCAUUCCUGCCAGGUAAGGCUUUUUAUAAGUUACCACAUUUUUUUGUGACAUGAUUCUCUGACCAGAGUCGGUAUGCAAUAUGUGAAUAAAAUUCAUGCAUUGGACUAUUAUGUGUGAGGAUAAUUUUAAUAAUUAUUGUUAUCUACAUGUUUAGAGUUAUAUCGGUUUUCAAUGCAAAAUCUAUACUGAAAGUAUUUAUAAAGUAUUUAUGGAUAAUUUUUAGAUUUUGUCUAUAAUUAGUCUUAGUUUAAACGUUUAUGUAAGAUUGUAAAUAAAAAUCAUUAUAUAUAAAACAUUAAGUAGGUACACAUAUUUUAUGAAAAAAAAAUUAUGAACUUUAUAUUAAGUAAGAUAUGUGAUUUUAAAAUAAAGUACUAUUUAAAUA